This is a messenger RNA of Penicillium longicatenatum, 1035 nucleotides long. RefSeq names its product RNA-binding ATPase activator ESF2. Bases 1 to 1035 code for a protein of 344 amino acids. Gene Ontology annotation, biological process: endonucleolytic cleavage to generate mature 5'-end of SSU-rRNA from (SSU-rRNA, 5.8S rRNA, LSU-rRNA); endonucleolytic cleavage in 5'-ETS of tricistronic rRNA transcript (SSU-rRNA, 5.8S rRNA, LSU-rRNA); small-subunit processome assembly. Gene Ontology annotation, molecular function: RNA binding. The transcript is spliced from 3 exons. Gene Ontology annotation, cellular component: nucleolus. NCBI's taxonomy places the organism in Eukaryota, Fungi, Ascomycota, Eurotiomycetes, Eurotiales, Aspergillaceae. The record is from RefSeq and is a predicted model, not a curated record.
AUGACAACUCGCAAGCACAACGAUUUUCUGGACGUCGCUGCCAGUGAUGAUGAAGUUGAUCGCGGAUAUGACUCUGACGAGAAAGUGGCGAGCAAGGGCCGAGCGGUGAAGCGGAGAAAGAGAGCGGCGGAUACCCAAGACUUCUUUGGCUUGCAGUCUGACGAGGAUUCAGAAGGCGAGGACUCGGAAGUGGAAGAGUCGCACUUGAAGGGCAAGGCGCGCAAGCAAACCAAAGCUAAGGCAUCCUCUGCAUCGGACGACGAGAAACGCGACGACGACAGUGACGAUGCCGAAGAGGGUGGAGUCGACCUUGAUGACGACGAAGAAGGCGCAUAUCCCGAAACUGGCACCACAAAAUCGAAAUCAAAGGCCGUGAAGCCGCUGUCUGAUCUCAAGAAAAUUGGAAAGCAGAAGAAGAAGCAAAAGCUUGGAGUGGUAUAUCUAUCCUCUCUUCCGCCAUACCUAAAGCCGAUGGCUCUCAAAUCUAUUCUCGAGAAGCGCGGCUUUCCUCUCACCAAGGUUUUCCUCUCGAAGCGCGUCAACGACUCGAAGCAGAGAAAAUCCAAUAAGAGACAAUUGUAUACAGAGGGUUGGGUAGAGCUGCGGAAGAAGGAUGCGAAGAUUAUGGCGGAAACGCUUAACGCUCAGACAAUUGGUGGUCUUGGCUACUAUCGUGAUGACCUGUUCAACAUGAAAUACCUUUCUGGGUUCCGUUGGGAUGAUCUGACCGAGCAAAUAAACCGCGAGAGAGCAGAGAGAGAAUCGAAACGGCGAGUUGAAGAUGCAAGGGCACACAAGGAAGAGAAGAUGUUCUUGGCUGGUGUUGAGGCUGGAAGAAUUGCGGAUGGUAUGGCGAAGAAGAAUGAAGAGAAGAGAAAACGCAAGUUGGAGGAGGCUGGCAAGGAUGCCGAUGCUGUUGUUGAGAAGAAACCGGUUGUGCGGAGACGAUUCGUGCAAAAUGACGUUGUGAAGCCAAAGCAGGAUUCCAAUACCGUUGGGGAUGAGACAAAGCGGGUGCUUGGAAAGAUUUUCUGA